Messenger RNA from Populus trichocarpa (black cottonwood), 2493 nucleotides. RefSeq lists its product as uncharacterized. The record is from RefSeq and is a predicted model, not a curated record. The coding region runs from base 718 to 2250 and encodes 510 amino acids. Gene Ontology annotation, biological process: regulation of asymmetric cell division. The transcript has 7 exons. NCBI's taxonomy places the organism in Eukaryota, Viridiplantae, Streptophyta, Magnoliopsida, Malpighiales, Salicaceae.
UAUACCCGCAAAUCCACAUAUGGGAAGGGAAGGGAGGCAGGCAUGGCCAGAGAGACAGGCUAGCUAGAGAAGCUGCUCCUCACUCUGAUCACAUCAUCUCCUUCUUUCACAGUCACAGCCUAACAAAACAAAUCUCCUUCUUUCUUUGCCGCCACUUUUACCGGCCAAAACAAACAACCAAAGCAACAGAAAAACUCUGUAUCUCCGGCGAAACGACAACAGCAUCAGCACAAAAAACAAAAAACCGUUUUGAACCCCCCCCACACAUCGUUGUCAGCUUUAAAAUUAAGAAGAAGAAGAGUCAAACGUAGGAAACGAGAAAGAAAGUCUUGUUCGGGAUUGAUGCUGCAAUAAAAACCAUUUCUUUAUUUUUCUCGGGAAAAAGAAAACUUUGCUGUUUGGCUACUCGGAAAAUCAAAUCAGAGUUCAAAAUAAAUUAAUAAUAAUAACCAGUGAUGGGCCUUGAAGUGAGUGACUGUUGAUUCUAAAUCAGAAAAGAAAAAAAGGUGUUCACUUUUUUUAUUUGAAGCUGAUAAAAAAAGGUCUUCUCUUUGUGACAAGCUUAUGCGAGUUUCUUAGUUGAUUCGUUACUUGACUUCCUGGUGGUUUUUUGUCAUAAAGGUUAGAUUGCAGUAUCCAAGUAGUAUAUGCUUGAAAAAACCAUACACGGAGCUUGGAGUUCUCUACACCUUCCAUCUCAUAUAAUAUAUGUGAAACAUGAGACUUGAUAGUGAACAUGUGUUUUGCAAUGGAACUAUGGGCCAUGAGCAUGAUUGUAGACCUGUCGAAUAUAAUGAUAAUGUUCUGGACUCCAUUGGACUCAAGUCUGGAAAUGUGACUGUGAAGGAGAAUGAGAAUGGGGAGUUGUAUGAUUUGAAGGGCAUGGAAGGUGAUGCAGAUCGACUACCAAAUGUAGCACCAGUACUCUCUCCUCAUUCUUCAUUGAAAAUGGAGCCAUUCGAGGAUUCGGUUUUCUAUAUGGACAAAAGUGUUUUGGAACGUGAGGUGCCAGAGUUAAUAGUCUGUUACAAAGAGAAUACAUGCCAUGUCAAGGACAUCUGCAUUGAUGAGGGAGUACCUUUGCUGGACAAGUUCUUGUUUGACACAGAUGCACAUGAGAAGAAUGUGUGUGAAUUCUUACCUUCUGCAAGGGAUAUGAACAAUGAGAUGGUUAAAGAAAAGUCUGACCUUGAUAUGUUGAUUCCAGAUGUGCUGAAAUCUUCACCAGAAAAGCAAAAUGCGAAUAUUCAUUUGCCUGUUCCGGAUAUGCUGAAAUCUUCCGAAGAACAGGAUUUGAAAUGUGAAUUAUCCCUUGAUUAUAAUCCCAAGCAUUUAGUACCAACAGAGGAAGUUAUGGACUAUGUAACGGAGAAGGUUGCAAAUGAUGCACCCAAAGAGAUUUUAUCACUUAGAGAUCUGCUUUCAAUGCCAGAAUUUGGUGCAAAUUUUACUUCUACCAAGUCCAAUCACAGCAUGGAUAAAGUUGAACAACAUUCUCUUCAGUGCCCGCGGGAAAAUGCAAUAUUGGAGUCAGAUUCUACAAGUGAAGAAUCUGAAAAUCGCAGUAAGGAAACAGUCUCAGUGACAUCUACUUUGGUUUUUGCUGCUGAAGAACGUGACAGUGGCCUUGAGGCACCAACCUUGGCAAUCCCUGCCCAGGAUCCUGCAUAUCAAGAAGCAGAGCAUAGCCACAAGGAAGUGGUCUUGGUGAGUCCUACUCUGACUUCUGCAGCAGGAGAAUCAGACAGCAGCAUCGUGGAAUCAAAACUGGCAAUCCAUGCUUUGGAUUCUAUUUAUGAAGAAUUGACCAGUAGGAUCAUGGAUCAGUCACCUUACGAUAGUAAGGCGGAGACUGGAAGCAUCACUUUUGACAAUGACUCUUCUGCUCCCGCUGCGAGUGGUGGACAGUCUCCUCGGAAUGGUGACUCUCAGUGUCUCGAGCCUCAAAUUUCAUCCAGGCUUGAAGAUCCUAAUACCGAGCCAUUUUCAGGUCAACUUUGUACUGAUGGAGAGUCAAGUUUCUCCGCAACAGGCUCUUUACCAGGUCUGGUAAGUUACUCGGGGCCCAUUCCGUAUUCUGGGAGUGUCUCUCUUCGAUCAGACAGCAGCACAACCAGCACCCGCUCCUUUGCCUUCCCCGUAUUACAGUCAGAAUGGAAUAGCAGUCCUGUAAGAAUGGCGAAAGCUGACCGAAGACAUUUCCAGAAACCUAGGAGUUGGAGGCAGGGCCUUCUUUGCUGUAGAUUCUGAAUUCCUCUGUUCUGUCCAUAAGUUGAAGUGAAAAUAUACACACACAUUGAAAUUUUUAUUUAUGGUUUAGAUUGUAGUGUAUAGAUCCAUCUCUCUUUUUCUCUGGCUUGGGGUGUGUACUUGCAGCAGCUCUAUAUUAUCAAAAGUUCUCCCGAGUUUGGGACGCUCGUACACGUCAGUUGAGAUGUAAGCAAUAUCUUAUAAUUUUGCUGUCAUAAUUUCAUCUGCCUUCAUUAAAUUUCA